AAAAAUGUGAACAGUAGCAUUCAUAUUAUAUUCUGAAAUGUGGUAUGGUAGUGUUCUUUUCCGAACAUAGCCAUGCAUUGUCUUUACAUGCAGUGAAACCUCCUAUACACCAGGUGGCGCAAUCAGCUGCAUAAUCCCAGUAAAGUUCUUACCGGUAAUCUUCUUAGUUACAGUCCCCCUCCCUCUCAGCCAUCUGCUUUGGCUCAGAAGUGAAGUUCAUUUUCUUACUGAGUGCUAAAGGAGAGACCUGUCCAUCUACCUCAGGAUGUAUAAAGCUUUUGACAGCCGUUGGGAAAAUGAAAGCAAGGACGAUGAAGGAUCUCUGUCCUCUCCCUCCUUCUGGACAGAUCAGGAAAGUGAGGGGGAAGACAGGGACUGUGUUAAGAAAGAAAACAGAGCGAAUGAGAGAAAGCCUGAAGAAGACCAUAAGGAUGUCAAAGAAAGCUUUUUAAUGGGAGGUGAUAAAAAGAAGAGGGUGAAGGAGAUGCUUCAAGGAAAUGAGUUGGGGAAUGAGAAAUAUCCUGAGGAAGAUGAAAGUGAAGUAGAGAGAGAAUGUUUCAUAGAUGAUGAAAAUAAAAACAGCGUAGAGAUAACAAGAACAAGACAAGAAGAGGAGGAAGAAAGUGAAAAGGAGGAGGAAGAAUGUGGAGAGGAGGAGGAGGAAAGUGGAGAGGAGGAGGAAGAAGAAAGUGAAGAGGUGGAAGAAGGAAGUCGAGAUGAGAAAGAAGAGCUGUGUGAACAACAGACAGGAAAUGAAAAGGAGGAAGAGGAGGACGCAAAAGAAAGUGAAGAGGGGGAAAAAGGAAAAGAGCUUGAAGAGGAAGAAGAAUUUGAGCUGUGUGAACAGGGGGAAGGGAAUAAAAAGGAAGAGGAAGAGUCAGAAGAAAGUGAGGAGGAAGAGGAUAUGAGUGAGGAUGAAAAGGACAAUGAGGAGGAGAAAGAAAGCUCAGCCAGUGCAGAAAACUCUGAAGAAAAUGAAGAGACAAAAGCCCAAAGUGAUGAUUCAGAGGGCGAGAAAGAUCAGGUGAGUUUGAAGGAGAGUGAAGAAGAGGAGUCUUUUCCAAAAGAAGACUCAACAAGUGAAGAAAAGUGUACAGGUCAGUUAUCAGAGUGUGAGGAAAAGAAAGAGAGCCUCACCAAGCAAGAGAGCACAAGUGGAGGUGGAGAGCAAAAUAGCCAUUUUUCAAGGGAAGGCGAACAGGAGGAAAGAGAAGAAAAUGAAGGAGCUAAUGUACGUUGCAUACCUGAAGAUAGUGAAGGCACUGAGGGAAAAAUAGAUGGUGGUAAAUCUUUGGUGAAGGAAGAGAGAACAAGAAAUUCUGAAAGCGAGGGAUCAGAGAAUAGUAAACAGAGAGCACCUAACAAUGAGGAAGAAGAGCGAAACGAAAGUACAGAGGAAAACCCUAAAAGCGAUGAGGAGAGGAAUUGUGGAAAUGCAUAUGACGAAGAGAUUGAGAUUGGUAAGAGCAGGCCUGGAGCAGAUGAAUGUGAUUAUUGGAUGGAAGAAGUGAAACUACACAAUUCAGGUGAAGAGGAUGAUGAAGUAUCAAAAGGAGGCAGUGAGGAAGAAGAGAAGAGAGAGUGGUUUUUCAAUGAACCUGUUGAGGAGAAGGAGGCUUGUGACCAGGACAGGAAGUCAUGGGCAAGUGAUGAUGACUAUGUUACAAUAGCCAGUGGCCAUUCGCAGAAAGAAGAGGAAGAGAAUGAUAACAUGAUGCCUGCUUGGGAACAAGAGCGUGGUGAUGUACAGCAGACGAAGGAAACUAGAGACGUUUAUGUUGAGGAUUUUCAUGAAAGUCUGGGCAGCCCUGCGGCAAGUGUUUUAACUUCCGGUUACGGCACGUACAGACCAGACUCGCCUAAAGACGGAGACCCAGAGGAAGUGGAUUAUAGAGACGACUGCACUCUGGGUGGAUUAGAAGAAGAGAGCCAAUCGGUCUUGGAUGCUCGUGAUUACGAGGAUGACAGCGGUCCGGCGUGGUUCAGAGACAAUCAAGCAUUAGAAACAUCUGAUGGACGAGCUCCUGCUGAAUCACCGGAUGGUAGUCGAGAUGUAACCGUCUGCACUGAUCAAAGCCAUGAUGGAUCUGAAGAUGAGGGCCGUCGGUCUCCUGAUCAAACCGAGCAGCACCAGAGUCCCACAGAGGACGACACUGGAACUCGAGAUGGAGGCUCUGAGAAUGUGUCAUAUUUCAGUGACGGUUGGGACAGUCUUGACCACCCCUUUAAUUUGAGGCACAGGAGAGGCAUAGUUCAAAAGAGACCUGAGGAGAAACAGUACAAUGAUGGAUAUGAUGACAGCAAGAAGAGGAGGAAGGAGAAAAGAGUCCGAGCUUAUACUGGCUGCCUUGGUGCAGUUAGUGAGCUGGAGGAGCGUUUGGACCAAAUGCGGAUUGGUGCAUCUCGUGUGCACUACGACUCAGAGAGUGAAGAAAGCGGAAGCUAUACUGACAGAUCCAGCUCUGUGACGGAGGAACCCCCGAGUGCUUUCCAAGAAUACAUCAAAGGCAUGACACGAUCACACAGCGAGAGCGAUAUCCGACCACGUCCAAAGUCAUUUAUACGGCCACUUUUUGAUCAUCCUCACACAAGGAACUUGAAGAAAACUGAUCCAGUGGCGAAGUAUUUCCAGUAUAAGCAGGACUGGGAGAUGUUUAAACCUCCAGGAGAGAAGAGCAGGAAGGAGCUGCACUGGGCCAUCAGGGAACAACUUAUGUAUCAGCCUCCACCACAGAGACCUCAGAAGACGUACAUCCCCAACAAUUAUGUGGUUCCAACAGAGAAGAAGCGAUCUGCACUAAGAUGGGAGAUCCGACAUGAUUUAGCACAUGGCAUUAUCCCAACAAAAAUCUCCUAUCCUUAACACAGAGAAUCUUCCACCUAUGCCUUAUCUUUUAUAUAUAUAUAUAUGCUUAAUGCUAUUAUUUAUUCAUGAUAUUGACAUUUUUUUACUCCAUUGUACAUGUGAAAUGAGAUUUCAAGAUC
Messenger RNA from Sinocyclocheilus rhinocerous, 2985 nucleotides. Its product is annotated as golgin subfamily A member 6-like protein 22. Gene Ontology annotation, cellular component: non-motile cilium; centriole. Bases 266 to 2863 code for a protein of 865 amino acids. Gene Ontology annotation, biological process: cilium assembly. The transcript has 7 exons. Lineage: Eukaryota; Metazoa; Chordata; Actinopteri; Cypriniformes; Cyprinidae. The record is from RefSeq and is a predicted model, not a curated record.